AGAAUGAUGUGAAAUAACACAAAAGAUAUAUCGUCCUACCCCUAGUAUCGAUAUUUAAAAACAUUGGGAAGCUGGGAGUCGUGUCAGUUGACGUCACUAACGAUUGAGCGAGCAUCUCUGUGGUUUGUGCUGCUGCUUACACUUAAAUAUGGACGGUUGUUAUCAAUAGCACGAGCACAAGUAAAUAAAUUACUGUUCGGCUAUAUUUGUUAAUUACUCUAAAAUACAAAUAAAUACGCCGAUUGAAAAAUAUUUAAAAAUGUAUCUUUUUGUAUCAAAGUGUACGUGAAUAAGUGAUAAAUAAGCUAUUAUAAAUAAAAAAGCUUCUCUUACAUAAAAGUAGCUCGACAAAUUUUUGAUUUAAUUGUGUUAACUUUUGUUUGUAAACAUAAAUAAAUUUUUGAGUCUAAUGGCUUCCAUCGUUCUCCGAUCGUUGUCUAUUCUUCUUGGAAUCUUUUUCAUAUUUGUAGGAACAAUUAAGGUUACAUCUUACUUAAAUAAAGACCUUCAUAAAGAUCUUAGAAAAGAGUAUGUCAAAUACGCCAAAGUAUUUCCACUAGCGGAGCUUUUAAACUUUAAAGUACCAAGCAAGUGGUAUCGACGUGUUGUUGGAUCUCUAGAAAUUAUUUCUGGCCUAGCAAUGGCCAUUAUCCCUAAUCGAAAAAUCAAGAAUGUAGCUAAUGUUAUUUUACUAAGCUUGAUGCUAUUGGCAGUUUAUUCACAUUACCGACUUAAUGAUAAAUUAGAAAGAACAGCACCAGCAUUGGUAUUUUUGUUUAUGCUUAUGGGUAGACUGGUGAUAGAUUUCCAGCUAAGUCGGCAAAUGAACCAAGCAGCUACAGUAAAUGGAGUUGAUGACAGAGCUAAAAAGCAAGACUGAAAGAUUCAUUAAUUGAAUAAAUAAUCAUUAUUAAAGAUUUAAA
This is a messenger RNA of Chelonus insularis, 923 nucleotides long. Its product is annotated as transmembrane protein 35A. The transcript has 4 exons. Lineage: Eukaryota; Metazoa; Arthropoda; Insecta; Hymenoptera; Braconidae. The record is from RefSeq and is a predicted model, not a curated record. Bases 410 to 880 code for a protein of 156 amino acids. Gene Ontology annotation, biological process: chaperone-mediated protein complex assembly; positive regulation of protein localization to cell surface. Gene Ontology annotation, cellular component: endoplasmic reticulum.